This is a messenger RNA of Cucurbitaria berberidis CBS 394.84, 1264 nucleotides long. Its product is annotated as HET-domain-containing protein. The record is from RefSeq and is a predicted model, not a curated record. The transcript has 2 exons. The coding region runs from base 4 to 1227 and encodes 407 amino acids. NCBI's taxonomy places the organism in Eukaryota, Fungi, Ascomycota, Dothideomycetes, Pleosporales, Cucurbitariaceae.
GCCAUGUUCUGUAAUCAAUGUCAGGCAUUCUGGCACGAAACAUUUUCGAAAGCAAAAAUACCUCAAGCCAUCCAUUCGUGCGAAGAUGUCCACUGGGAAUAUCACGAAACAACCCUCCACAAUAGCAUUCGCGACCUGAAGCAGGCAUCUGAUCUUCGCUGCCGCUUAUGUCGCAUUAUAUACUUUACGCCGACCGAUCAUGAACACGAAACGCUUUUAAAAGAUGUGGACGAGCCGCUCAGUAUCGUGCUUACUAUUGAUCCAUCGAAAGGACCACACCCAGUGCUUUCAGCCGAAUUUCGUGAAAAAUCAGGUGAUGGCGCUAGGAUCUCGAAGCGCAUGGUGGCGUCUUGUAGUGGGCUGUUGAGUGACGAAAACCUUACAACCACAUUGAAGACCAGUGCUGAGUCAAACAACGAUAGCACUGGCUCAGAUGGCGCGCUUGAGCUCGCUGCUUUCUGGACGAAGACAUGCCUUGACGGUCACGACAAGUGUCGUCCGCCAGCUGGUCAUGGUGCUAGCUCUUUUGUGCCUACAAGGCUACUGGAUGUUAGCAGUAAUUCCAUUCGCCUCAUCGAAAGCGAACAAGAGAUCAAAGAGGGCAGCGAUCGGAGCUUCGUGGCACUUAGCCAUUGCUGGGGUCUUAUUCCAAUUAUCAGAACCCUGAUCGAUAACUACGAUGAGCAUCGUAAAGGUAUUGCCCCAGAGCGACUGUCGAAGACAUUCAGGGAAGCAGUUCACGCGACGCGCAAAUUGGGCUACCGCUAUAUAUGGAUCGAUAGUCUUUGCAUCAAGCAAGACGAUGGGGAAGACUGGGCAGCAGAGGCAGCCACGAUGUGCGACGUGUAUCAAUACGCAACGUUAACCAUCGCCGCUGCACAUGCACCUGGAGGUGAUGUCGGAUGCUAUGCUGAAAGAGACGGGCUACUGCAGCUUCCCUUCUUUAUCGAGCUGCCGCAAUCUGCUGUUUCAAAGGAACCUACUCGAAUCCAGUUCACAUCUUACGGGCGCGUCAAAGAUAUAGGUGGAGGUAAUCCCGCCUUAUACGGACGAGCAUGGGUUCUGCAGGAGCAACUUCUCUCCCCACGAAUGCUCAUUUUCGACGGAGCGCAAAUUAAGUGGGAAUGCUUAACCAUGCAUGGCUCAGAGAAAUCGCCUACUUCUAGUACAACGAGGCACAGUCUCUACUAUAAGUAUUGUGGCAUACUACGAUGCGCAUUCGAAUAGAGGAGGCAGGCAUUAAUCUGUAGUUAGUAAGACGUGC